AUGUUGCGAGCGCCCGUUUUGAGUCGUUCAGUCCGCAGAAACAUUCAAAUUCGUAUGAAAUCUAGCGGAUUCAUAAGAAGUUCGUUUAUAGAUUAUUUUGUAAAUGAACAUGGUCAUAAAAAUAUUAAGUCUAGUUCCGUUGUAUCUCUAUGUGACCGUACAGUUCCUUUCGUGAAUGCUGGAAUGAACCAGUUUAAAGGGAUUUUCCUUGGCCUCGCAAAUGCUCCGUAUCCUCGAGUAGUCAACUCUCAAAAAUGUGUCAGAGUAGGCGGUAAACAUAAUGAUCUUGAUCUGGUUGGAACAGAUGGACAUCAUCACACAUUCUUUGAGAUGCUGGGAAACUGGUCAUUCAAUGAUUAUUACAAGAAAGAAGCGUGCCAAAUGGCAUGGGACUUGUUAUUGGGUCCUUACCGAUUGAAACCAGAGAAUCUGCUGGUGACAUACUUCUCUGGCGAUGCUGUUAUAGGACUGCAGGAGGAUAAAGAGUGCAGAGAUAUAUGGAAGAAGAUUGGAGUACCGCAAAAUCGUCUUAAAGGUCAUGGUGCAAGGGAUAAUUUUUGGGAGAUGGGUCCAUCAGGUCCGUGUGGUCCCUGCACUGAAAUUCAUUACAUACAUCCCGAUGGUAGUCUGACAGAAAUAUGGAAUCUAGUCUUCAUACAAUGCAACAGGGAGGUAGAUGGCUCAGUAACAGCCCUGCGGCAACAUCACGUUGACACUGGACUUGGGUUGGAGCGACUCGCAUCUUUGCUUCAGGGCGUACCUUCCAAUUACGACACGGAUCUAUUCAAACCUUUAAUUAAAACUAUUGAAAAGUCUGCCAAAGUCCCUGCCUACAAAGGUCGUUUUGGUCAAGGCGCAGAGUUAGACACUAGCUACCGUCGACUGGCAGACCACGCUCGACUACUGGCUAUCUGUCUAGCGGAUGGAGCCCUACCCUCAACAAAUCUGAACGUGAAGCAGAUCAUGCGAAAAUCAUUCAAGCUCAGUACCGACGUAUUCAAAAACCCAAACCUAGUGAAUAUUUUAUAUGACGAAGUAGUUUCAACGCUAGGAGACACUUAUCCGGAACUGAUCGCAAAAGAAAAGGAAGCUAAACUCAUAAUAGAACAGGAAAAAGAAAAUUAUUCGAAAUUAAGAGCUGAUUUGGCCAAGAAAUGGAAGAAUUUGGCCAAGAAAUAUCCUGAGGUUGAGGCGUUGAGUGAUAUAGAAAUAUCAGGCUUCGCUUUGGGUUACGAGGAGUUUAAGGAAACAAUGACGAAAAUUAAUUCAAAAGUAAUACCAGGGGAUCUGGUUUUCAAAAUGUAUGACACUCAUGGCUUCCAAGAAGACGUUAUAGAGAGAAUAGCAAAGUUAAAUAAUAUGGAGAUCGAUAAAAAGCAAUUCUGGAAACUUUUAACCAAUCACAAAAUGAGACACAAGACGGCCUUCAAGGAACAAACGUCCAAGAACGGUAUAAAGUUCGACAAAGCUGUAGAAAAACUAGCGAAAAGCGGCAUUAAAUAUACAAAUGAUUUGCCAAAAUACGAUUUUAUAUACACAGAUAAUAAAGUCACUUUUCGGCCUUUAAAAACUAAAAUAGUAGGAAUUCUGAACGAAGACGGCGAAUGGCUGGACUUCUCGGAGCCGUGCGAAAAUAGACCUUAUUACAUAGUGACCGAGAGCACAAACUUUUAUUGUGAAGAGGGAGGUCAAGCAGCAGACGACGGGGUCGUUCAGAUCAGAGAAAAUAUUGCUUUCAAUGUAGACAGCGUCUUUAAAAUACGAGGAAUUAUAUUCCAUAAGGGAGAAUUCAGUUUGAAAAACGCGGAAAAUAUGUACGUGUCUAUUGGACUCGAUGUUAGUAUGAUCAUUAAUAGAGAGAAGAGACUAAGUAUCAUGAGGAACCACACGGGCGUGCAUCUGUUGAACGCCGCGGUCAGGCAGGUGUUGCCAGAUAGUGUGAUCUGUCAGACAGGGUCCAGUGUUACCGACAGAGGGCUCUCAUUGAGUCUGUCGAUCUACGGAGAGAAAUUAUCGGCGAAGGCUGUUGAAGAUGCACAGGCAUUGAUAAGUUCGAGUAUAUCAUCGAACGUGCCGAUCCUGACUCGUACUCUGUCAUCCACGGAGCUCCCCGGGGAGGGGGACGUCCUCACAGUCCCGGGGGAAGUGUACCCUGAGUUUGGUUUGAGACUGGUCUCAUGUACACAACCACUGGCUUCUAAAGAGCUGUGUUGUGGUACCCACGUGCCGUCUACAGGUCAGCUACAGUCCCUGUUAGUGACGUCAGUACGAGCCAUUGGUUCCAGGUCCCCAACUAUAUACGCGCUCACCGGCACCGCUGCUAUGCAGGCCCGAGAACUGUUCUGCCGCGUUCAGAAGCUGGCGGAGGUCAUUGACCUCGCUGAGCCCUUGAUAGUUGAGGAAGAGGUCACUACCAUCAGGGAUGAACUGAAGACUCUGUGUGGGAGCAGCGGCGCCCCGGCCGGGGACUACCACGCGUGUCUGACACUGAUGGAACACUUGAAGAAGAACGCCGCUAAUAGAAACGAUACUGCACUCUUAGACAUAGCCCGUACUGAGAUCGAUGAAGCGUGUUCUGAAGCACAGCGAAGCGGUCGUCGCUUCACCGUCCACUUCCUGCGGUGUUCAUACCUCAUGAGAAGCGAUGCUGUGAGGAGUGUACUGGCCGGACCUCACAACACAUGGGGACCCGCCAUGCUGAUAGGGUGCGCGGGGGGUGUUGUCAUAGCAACCGCUAAAGUACCACAGGAGCUGGUAACAUCAUCGUUCACAGCUGACAAGUGGCUGUCCUGUAUACUACCAAUAUUCGAGGCUACAAUACUACCGCCCACCGAACAGUUCUCAACACUGACACACGCUGAGAUGAGCGCUACUAAAGUAAGUCUUAUAAACUGCGAGCAGAUGGUCCAGGAUGCUAUGAGGGUCGCCAUCAAGUAUGCGCAGGCGCACCUCAAAGACGACGAGAGAAAGACGGACGUACGGCACAACUAG
Danaus chrysippus (African queen) is the source of this 2991-nucleotide messenger RNA. NCBI's taxonomy places the organism in Eukaryota, Metazoa, Arthropoda, Insecta, Lepidoptera, Nymphalidae. The record is from the annotation of a GenBank genome assembly.